UAUGUAACCUACCACAACAACCAUGGUAGUUUCCAGCUGACAUUUCCAAGAGUUUCUUUCUUCUCCAUCUGUUUCUCUGUUGGUGUUUUUUUUUUUCUGUUUCUUAAAAUUUCUGUAGAAUUUUACCCAGAUUUGUGACUUUUCUGGUGUCAUUAUCGGUGGAUUAUCUGUGGCUAAGUUAAACGAAUACGUUAUGGGAGAGGAGGAAGCCACUGAACCCAAGGAGAUGCAACAGCCUGUUAAACAAGACAUGGAGGAUCAUGGACCAUCACCCCAUAUCCAUGAAAAUUCUGCGCUUGCAAGAGUUGAGGCUGAAAAAAGACUAGCUUUAGUCAAAGCAUGGGAGGAAAAUGAAAAGGCAAAAGUAGACAACAAGGCACACAAGAAGAUAUCUGCUAUUGGAUCAUGGGAGAAUACCAAGAAAGCUGACGUAGAAGCACAGCUAAGGAGCUUCGAGGAAAAACUGGAGAAAAAGAGGGCAGAGUAUGCUGAGAGAAUGAAGAACAAAGCGGCUGAACUCCAUAUGGAAGCAGAAGAGAAAAGAGCGAUGAUCGAAGCCGAGAAAGGCGAAGAGUUUCUCAAGAUAGAGGAGACAGCAGCCAAAUAUCGUUCAACUGGAUAUAUACCGAAGAAAUUUCUUGCAUGUUUCAGCAGUUGACAUCUUUAGUUGGAGAUUUUUUUCCCUGGAAUUUGGUUUUUCUUUGCUUCUGUUGGCUUGUAAGUCGGACA
Molecule: messenger RNA, 729 nt
Organism: Hibiscus syriacus
Lineage: Eukaryota; Viridiplantae; Streptophyta; Magnoliopsida; Malvales; Malvaceae
Product: remorin 1.4-like
Exons: 4
Coding region: 194-658 (154 amino acids)
Source: RefSeq, a predicted model, not a curated record